AUUCCGCCGUUCGGUGUCAUCCCCGGAGAUGUUGUCCCGGGUGAGAGCGGGCUGGGCCUCGGCCAGGUUGCCCGCUUGUGUAACGUACGCGUUGAAGCCAAUGGCGGCUGGUGAGGAGACACCUGUCCUCCGCACGCAUCGCCGGCAUCGAACCUCCGGCCCGCAGUCCGCGGGUGUGAAGGUGCUCUAUGAUGGGCUCUGUCCCAUAUGUGUGACAGAAAUCCGAUUCCUCCAGUUUCUGCAGAGGAACCGGCCUGGGAAAGUGGACUUUGUUGACAUUUCCCUGUUUGGCUACGACGUAGAGAAAAACAAGGAUGUCAGCUACGAGAUGGCCAUGGAGGAAAUGCACGUGAUUGAUGAGAAAGACGAGGUUCAUCGUGGGAUACCUGCCUUUGCAGUCAUGUACAGCGCAGUUGGCCUUGGCUGGUUGGGUCGACUCAUGAUGUGGUCACCUGUGAGACCAUUCAUGGACAAGUCGUACGCCCUCUUUGCCAGGAAUCGCUUAAAGUGGACCGGGCGGGGUGAAGAGUGUGCCAAAGGACGCUGUGAAAAGAAAACAAACUGAGAGGAAAAACCGAAAAAAAAGUAUAAUAUAAUACACUUGUUCUGUUCAGGGUUUUGUGGGUCUCCGAGCUGAAAAAGGGUGUGUGUGUGUGUGUGUGUGUGUGUUCAUGAACACGUUUUCCAAAAAUUAAAGGGAAGUAUGCUUCUAAACAUGAAACUUAAAUAUAAUAUCUUCAUAUAAAAACUUAGGUUGACCCCAAAACACACAUGCCGAUAAAAGGCUUGACUUCAAACAGCGGAGGGCAAUUAUACACAAAAAAUGCACGAUUGGCCUCGUAUCCUGUUGCACAGCGUCUCAGAUCAAGGUCAAUUCAAAAGCGGAUAGAAAAGCAAGCGUAUUAAACUGCCACUAGAUGUCAUUAUAGCGCCUUUUCUAGGAAAGGCGAUUUGUUUUGGCCUACGGUGUGUUUGUGUUGUGCUUUGACGUAAUCAGCAGCUAACUUCAGCUCACAGAGACCCUUGAAAUGUCCCCCCCACCCCCCCAAUCUAAUUUUAGCUCCAACACAUGACUUUAAGCCUGUGUGGUCUUACAAAGCAUUGGCUUAUGCUUGUCCGCCCGUCUACCAGCUCAACCAAUAGCAGUUAAGUACUCCAUGAGAGGAAGGUUGAAUUAAGAAUCAAAACACUGAAGAAAUAGUGGUCCCGACCCCGUGUAAUAAGGGCUGUACUGGAUUUUGAAAUAAAGGAACUUUGAAGAGGAAUUGUGAAGACCGAGGACAAGGUAUUGUGAUUGAGGUAAAUCCUUAGUGAAUGUUUUUAUCUGAUGUGUCCUGCCAAGGUUAAAGUAGCUAUAAGCAACGUUGGUUCAUGACCUUCCCCCACUCAAGUGGGAAAGUCAGGUGCUGUGCCUCUCUUUUCUAAGUCAACAGUUUUCAUGAAUUGAGUUUUCAUUUUACUUUUACAUAGAACAAGAAGAACGUUACACUGUUCCUAAAGCGCUCUCGGGUCUCAAAUUCCCAUCUAACAUUGAGUAAAUAGCAGCUCUAUUUACGGCAUUAAGAGUUCUUAAGUCAUGCACCGAAAUAUCUGGUCUAAGAUUUCUGGGAAGGUCGACGUGCAAUGUUAUUGUGAAAUAUAACAAUUGUGCACUUUUACACACACACACACACACACACACACACACACACACACACACUCUCUCUCUCUUCAAAAAAGUAACUCAUUUGUUAAAUUUGUAUGUUUUGGAUAAAUUAUGAAUAUAAUUUGCAUACAGUUUUCUAGAGGAUGAAUCAUCAUGACUUAAGUGAUCCCUUGACGUUCCCCAACGCCACCAGUGCGAUGUCAUUCUUUGUUGUUAUUAAAAUCUCUCUUCAACUACUGGAUGAACUUCCAUGAA
Molecule: messenger RNA, 1900 nt
Organism: Gasterosteus aculeatus aculeatus (three-spined stickleback)
Lineage: Eukaryota; Metazoa; Chordata; Actinopteri; Perciformes; Gasterosteidae
Molecular function (GO): protein-disulfide reductase activity
Source: RefSeq, a predicted model, not a curated record